Mesorhabditis spiculigera is the source of this 1725-nucleotide messenger RNA. The record is from the annotation of a GenBank genome assembly. Lineage: Eukaryota; Metazoa; Nematoda; Chromadorea; Rhabditida; Rhabditidae.
AUGUCUGGCUGGGACUCGUACAUCAGCACGCUGACCACCGCCUCCCCGCACAUCGAGCGCGCCGCCAUCGUCGGCGUCGACGGAUCGGUUUGGGCGAGGACCGAGGGCGACAAACAAUUUGCGGCCACCGAAGCCGAGCUCAAGUCGCUGGUGACCGGCUUCAACACCCCGGACCAAGUGCCAGCCCGCGGCGCCGACCUCGAGCAGAUCCACUACGUCGUCCCGCGCGCCGAUGACACCGUGAUCUUCGGGAAGAAGGACAAGACCGGCUUCUUUGCCGCCAAGUCACAGCAAGCGGUCCUCAUCGCAAUCUACAAGGGCGACUCGGCUGAAGGCACGGAGGUCCGCUCGGCCGUCGAGAAGCUGUCGCACUUCCUGCAGCCGCUACAGCCGUGUCGGGAUGGCCUGGCCACCGCCGCAACAGCCCUCUUACGUGUCGCAACCCUCGAUGUCGACGCCGUACUCUCAAGCCCCGGCAUAUCAGCAGGUACCUCUUACCUGCCGCCAAAUCCAUCCGCCUAUUCUCCGAAUAGCAGUUAUCACCAGCAGCAGCAGGCUCAAUUCUCUCCACAACAGCAGCCAAUGGUGUCGCAGCAACAGGUUCAACGCCCUCCACAGCUACCGGGAGUACCGCAGCAACAAAUUCAAUAUGCGCCACAGCAGCCAACGGUGUCGCAGCAGCAGGCUCAAUACCCUCAACCGCCGGUGGCGCCGCAGCAGCAGGCUCAGUACGCUCCACAACAACCCGCAGCGCCACAGCAACAGGCCCAACGCCCUCCUCAGCCACCAGCGGCACCGCAGCAACAAGUUCAAUACCCUCCACAGCAACCAAUGGUGUCGCAGCAACAGGCACAAUACGCCCCACAACAGCCGGUAGCACAGCAGCAACAGUCUCAACAGCCACCCGCAGCACCGCAACAACACCAGGUUCAAUAUCCUCAACAGCAGCAAGCGAUGCCGCGGCCAGCGGCCCAGUACACUUCGCAGCCGACGACAAUGCCCCAGCAAUACCCUUCUCAACCUGCGCCCACGCCUCAGCAAUAUGCCAAUCAACCUGCUCAAAUGCCACAACAAUAUCAAAGCCAACAGCCUGCCCAAAUGCCCUAUCAACAGUCCUACAUGGCUCCGGCGAUGACCGCUCAGGCGGCGCCCUCUCAGCCACUCCCUCCACCUACUGCCGGCUGGAAUGACCCGCCCGCGCUCGCCCAAAAAACUCAAGCCAAGCCGACGCCACCACAGAAUUUUAUGCAGUUCCAUUGGCACACCACGCAGCCGGCCGCACAACCCUCUGCCGCUCCUCCGCCAGCCCAGAGCCCCGGAUCGCAGCUUUCCCCGGUCUCUCAAGCCUCUGGACCUGUCGAGCCGGAAGUGCCGGCUGCCCUCUACCUAAACGCUGAAGAUCAGGCAAUCGUCGAUCUGUUCCUCCAAACGGCCGAUGGAGUAUUUGCCUGCACCAAGCAUCCGGGGAUAGUUAGCAAGGUCGAGGACCUGAAACGACGUCUCCACCGUGAUAUCGCCGAACGGCUGGGCCGGCAGCAGAUUGGUCCCGUGACGAAAUCUCUUCUGCGAGGCUGCGGUGAAGCGGCGCUGAAGGGCGACUACCGCUUGGCCCUCCAAAUUUCCCAACAAAUGGUGACGAAUGGGCACGAUUUUGUGGAGGUAUCGGCCUUCUACCCGUCGCUGAAGUCGUUGAUAUCGCAAGCCCAAUCCGCAUGGAAAUACCAG